Contarinia nasturtii (swede midge) is the source of this 1272-nucleotide messenger RNA. RefSeq lists its product as uncharacterized. The transcript has a single exon. The record is from RefSeq and is a predicted model, not a curated record. Lineage: Eukaryota; Metazoa; Arthropoda; Insecta; Diptera; Cecidomyiidae. Gene Ontology annotation, cellular component: cytosol. Gene Ontology annotation, biological process: neurogenesis. Bases 1 to 1272 code for a protein of 423 amino acids. Gene Ontology annotation, molecular function: protein binding.
AUGGAUGAAUACACAUCGGACGUGAAUUUUGUGUUUAAAUCACAGGAUGGUGGUUUCGACAAGUUGCCAGCACAUAAAAACCUCCUGAUUGCAUCGAGUGAUGUAUUCCGUGUUAUGUUCGACGGUCGCUGGAAAGAGACAGAUUCUGUACAAAUUGAUGAUGCUAGCGUCGAUUCAUUCCAGGAAUUCCUUCGGUUCUUCUACUUCGAUGAAGUUAAAUUAACAAUGGCCAACAUCGAAGUUGUUAUCGAUUUGGGAAAAAGAUACGAAAUGUCCGGAUGUGUCUCGGCAUGUGCUCGAUUCCUCGAGUACAAUAUGACAACAGAAAAUGUGUGUUUCGUGUACGAGCUUGCCAUUCUCUACGGCCUAACGAAAUUGCAGCGAAUUUGUGAAAUGACCAUUGCCAUUGACUCGGAAGCUACAUUCAAAUCAUCUUUUUUUUUGGACUGUCACCUAGAGGUACUGAGACGUAUUGUAAAUUUAAAAAUGUUAUCAUGCUCUGAAACGGUGGUGUUCAAAGCGUGUAUGGAAUGGGUGCGAGCCGUUAGCAAUGAAAAAACGGUGACAAAAACCUUGGUUGAGAAGCAUCUUGGUAAAUUAUUUUAUGACAUUCGCUUUGCAUCAAUGAGUAUCAUUGAAUUUGGACCGAUUUUCCUUCGGAAUCGAUCUCUAUUUCCAAUCGAAGAGCACCAAGACAUUCUUUUGGCGAUUAUGUCAAAGGAACACAAACCGAAAUUUUUCAAUGGAAAAAAUCGCCUGGAUGCUUGCGAUCUCACCAGACCGAAAGUUGGAUGCAUUCGUGAAUACGACGAUGCCACUGAAAUGGAACACAAAAUCGGCGAACCAAUUUCAACUACGUUUCAUGUGAACGCAACACUGUUGCUGAGAGGUAUUAUUUGUGCGGAAAUGUUUCGCCUGGAAAAUUGGCCGAUCGCUAUGACAAAGGAUUUGACCGGAAGAUUAACAAUCAUUGAAAUUCGUGGCCGAAACUCCAAUGGCAUGUCAUCGAUUGUGUAUGUUGACGAGCAGAUUAUAUUGAAGGCAAAACAAGACAAUUGCAUUGAACUGAACAAACCAAUCAUCAUACGCAGGGGUAUCAAAUAUAAAAUUCAAUUGGACUUGAACUUGCCGUUCACCAGCUGUUCAUUGAUCUAUUUCAAAAGUGCUGAGAUGAACAUUGAAAAGGGUACGUGUUUGAAAUUUUCGGGCGACACAAUGAAAAACAAAAAGAGACGGGGCAUCGUAUAUGGACUUCAGUUUACACGAUUUUAG